Messenger RNA from Ilex paraguariensis (yerba mate), 3423 nucleotides. The record is from the annotation of a GenBank genome assembly. Lineage: Eukaryota; Viridiplantae; Streptophyta; Magnoliopsida; Aquifoliales; Aquifoliaceae.
ACACGAUUCUCUUUCCCCCAUAUAAAUGUCUGGCUCUCAAAUCUAAAAUCUCACCCCUCAACCCCUCUCUUCUCUUCGCAGAAUCAACAUGACGGUUGAAUUAGCGAACGGCGUCGCAGAGACACUUUCGUACUCUAACGGCGAUUUAAAGCCUCAAAACCCUAACAACGUCAAUGCCACCAAGAAAUCGCGCGAGACCGAGCGUCGCCGGAGGCGCAGGAAGCAGAAGAAGAACAACAAGGCCUCUCAGUCUACAGCCGGUGAAGACGGCGACACCGCUGCUGAAGAUGGAAAUGGCGGCGAGGAUAGUGACAAGGAAAACUCCGAUCAUCAAACGGCUCUGGAGCAAGUUGAAGUGGAGUACAUCCCAGAGAAGGCAGAAUUGGAUGGUGACUUGGAUGAGGAAUUCAGAAAAGUAUUUGAGAAAUUCUGCUUUAAGGAGACCGUUGGUUCUGAGGAUGGUGAUAAAAAGAAUGAGACUGUCCCUGAUGCAGCAUUGAAGAAGAACGCAGACUCCGAUUCAGAAGAGGAAGAACAGGAUGCCCAACAAAAGGAGAAAAGUGUAUCUAAUAAAAAGAAAAAGCUUCAGCGUCGGAUGAAGAUUGCUGACCUGAAACAGAUCUCCUCGAGGCCUGAUGUAGUUGAGGUAUGGGAUGCUACUUCAGCAGAUCCUAAGCUGCUUGUCUUUCUGAAAUCUUACCGAAAUACUGUUCCAGUACCGAGGCAUUGGAGUCAGAAGAGGAAAUUUUUGCAGGGGAAGCGUGGCAUUGAGAAACAGCCAUUUCAACUUCCUGAUUUCAUUGCUGCUACUGGGAUUGAGAAGAUUAGACAAGCGUACAUUGAAAAGGAGGAUAGUAAGAAGCUUAAACAGAAGCAACGUGAGAGGAUGCAACCAAAAAUGGGGAAAAUGGAUAUUGAUUAUCAGGUUCUCCAUGAUGCAUUUUUUAAAUACCAAACAAAACCAAAGCUGACGACACAUGGUGAUAUGUAUCAUGAAGGAAAAGAGUUUGAGGUAAAGUUAAGGGAGAUGAAGCCAGGAAUGUUGUCACAGGAAUUAAAAGAGGCUCUCGGUAUGCCAGAAGGCACUCCUCCUCCUUGGCUCAUCAAUAUGCAGAGGUACGGUCCUCCACCUUCUUAUCCACAAUUAAAAAUCCCAGGACUGAAUGCUCCUAUUCCACCUGGAGCUAGUUUUGGCUAUCAUCCUGGCGGCUGGGGCAAACCACCCGUUGACGAACAUGGACGUCCUUUGUAUGGAGAUGUCUUUGGUGAAUACCAACAAGAACAGCCCAACUAUGAGGAGGAACCAAUUGAUAAGACUAAGCAUUGGGGUGAUUUGGAGGAAGAGGAAGAAGAGGAGGAAGAGGAAGUAGAAGAAGAGAUUGAAGAAGAGGAAUUGGAAGCUGGCAUUCAAUCUGUAGAUAGUCUUUCAAGUACUCCUACUGGUGUUGAGACUCCAGAUGUUAUUGACCUUCGUAAACAACAGAGGAAGGAGCCUGAGAAGCCUCUCUACCAAGUACUUGAAGAGAAAGAAGAGAAGAUAGCUCCGGGGACAUUACUCGGAACAGCUCAUACGUACGCUAUAUUUUUACAAAAAUUAGAACUUCGGUUUAGGAGCUUUUUUUUCCCAUCUAAUCUCGAGUUUAAUUUUCCUUUACACUUUCCUGCCUACAGAUAUGUAAUAGGCAGUGGUAUGCAAGACAAAGCAGCAGCAUCCAAAAGGGCAAGGAGAUUUGAUUACCUUUUUUUUUCCCUUUGCGUCAAUAUAGAGUUUUGUGCUUGUAUGUAGAGUCAUUUAUUUAUCUAUUUUUUAAAAUCCUACACUGACAAGAGAAAGUAUACUGUGGUGAUCCUGGUUAAAAAUGUUAUGCACUGACAGGGAAAUCCUCCAGGGCUGGUGAAUAAUUAGUAAGAGAAAGAUGUGGUAUAUUCAUGUCACAUCUUGAUAGUAAUUCUCCCCCCGACAGAGCUUACCUCAUAAAAAUUUUUGUUAUUGAAAGAAUGGCUCUCUCUCCAUAUGAUUGAUCAUUUGAAUUCCCCUGUUUGUGGGGAAGUCAUAAUCGUGCUUUACUUUUGAUAGUUCUAUGAAGUGAAUGGUGAAACCUUGACUUAAAAUAAGUUUUUAUACCCAACAGAGAAUAAAAUUGUAGGCAAAUUGUGUCAUUUGGACCGAGCAAAUGCAAACUGUCUUCAUAUUGUAUUCUGUGUGACCUUGGAUAGCCAGUGUAGUUUACCCAUUUACAAGCACUGAUAGUACUAGAAAUCCUGCUUUGUAGGAUUCCAUUCAGCUAAGAGGCUUGGCAAGACAAAAUGUGGUUGCCCUAUUUCUAAACCAUGUUUAUGCAGAAUUGGCCUAGGUUGCCCAAGUUAUACUCGGUCACUUUUCUGAGUACUGCAUUGACGGGAUGAGAGGUGUAUGUUAGUACAUAUAGUAGGAGGCCCUGCAUUAGUUUUUGUGUGUAGCCCUUGUAUAUGAGUUGCAUAUGGGCUCAGAUAUGUUUGUCUACAUUCAUAUAAUGGUUUGCAAAGUAGGAAGCAUGCUAAUUUUACCUAAAUCACAAUUUUCUUAAAAUUGACCUGGAAUGGAGACCUACAUUAUACUCUUGCAGGUUCAUGCUUGUGUUGUUUACUUUUGCUUUUAUAGACAUUUUGUUCGUCCAUGUAUUUUUCCGAUAUGGUUAGCAAACUGAGGCCUGAAGCAGUUAUUUAUUAAUUAGUAACUAGUGUCCGGAUAGUAACUACAAGAUAUAAUUAUUGACAAGCUCAAUGAUGUGCCUUUAACAUUGUGAUUCUGCUUUCAGGUUGAUCUGCUUAGAGGUCAGAAAUCAGAUAGAGUUGAUGUCACAUUAGCGCCAGAAGAGCUGGAACUUAUGGACAAUGUAUUACCAGCCAAGUACGAGGAAGCCAGGGAGGAAGAGAAGCUGCGUAGUCAGCGGGAGGAUUUCAGUGACAUGGUUGCUGAGAAUGCGAAUAAGAGGAAGCGGAAGAUGCAGGAAAAGGAUGGGAAAUCGAAGAAAAAGGAUUUCAAGUUUUAGACAGUUUUGGUUGCGUAUACGUGAUACUAGAAAUCCCAGGCCAACCACGAUCAAGUUAUGGGUGAAUCUUUACUUAGCUUGAGAGCUAUAGGAUUUACUGACCCCUUAGAGCUAUAUUAUGACCUCUGUUGUAGUUUUCCCUUGGCUAUCUCAAGGACCUACCAUUAUGUGGCCUACGCACAGCCAUGGUGUAUGACUUUUGUAAUACCACUAUUGAUUUCGGAGGUUGUUGAAACGAUGGAUUACAUAUAUGAGAUUCAUUUUGUUAUGAAGUCGGGAGAGGGUUAGAUGCAUAUAGUAUAUAUGGUCUGUACACUUCUAUCAAGACUUUUUUUUUCGUGACUCAAAAAUAGAGGAAGAACAAACCACCAAAAAUAAAGUCACGAUGAGG